AUGUUCAUUGGCCAGGGUUUGCAAGAGAUGUUUAUUGCCCAGGGUUUGCAAGAGAUGUUUAUUGCCCAGGGUUUGCAAGAGAUGUUUAUUGCCCAGGGUUUGCAAGAGAUGUUCAUUGGCCAUGGUGUGCAAGAAAUGUUUAUUGCCCAGGGUUUGCAAGAGAUGUUUAUUGGCCAGGGUUUGCAAGAGAUGUUCAUUGGCCAUGGUGUGCAAGAAAUGUUUAUUGCCCAGGGUUUGCAAGAGAUGUUUAUUGGCCAGGGUUUGCAAGAGAUGUUCAUUGGCCAGGGUGUGCAGGAAGUGUUCAUUCGCCGGGGUGUGCAAGAGAUGUUCAUUGGUCAGGGUGUGCAAGAGAUGUUCAUUGGCCAGGGUGUGCAAGAAAUGUUCAUUGGUCAGGGUGUGCAAGAGAUGUUCAUUGGCCAGGGUGUGCAAGAAAUGUUCAUUCGCCGGGGUUUGCAAGAGAUGUUUAAUGCCAAUGUAAAUUCCUAG
Saccoglossus kowalevskii is the source of this 486-nucleotide messenger RNA. RefSeq names its product glutenin, high molecular weight subunit DX5-like. Lineage: Eukaryota; Metazoa; Hemichordata; Enteropneusta; Harrimaniidae. The record is from RefSeq and is a predicted model, not a curated record.